Vanrija pseudolonga is the source of this 2001-nucleotide messenger RNA. RefSeq lists its product as uncharacterized. The coding region runs from base 1 to 2001 and encodes 666 amino acids. The transcript has a single exon. The record is from RefSeq and is a predicted model, not a curated record. NCBI's taxonomy places the organism in Eukaryota, Fungi, Basidiomycota, Tremellomycetes, Trichosporonales, Trichosporonaceae.
AUGGGCUGCACGUCUUCCACACCGCUCAAUGACGAGCCACCCCCCGGACACUUCGUUCUUCCUGCCAACGCGGUCAUAGAGGUCCUCAAAGUUACGCAGGAGGAAUUCUUCUUGUCGUUUAUGGGUGCCCUCGUCGAGAUGCUAUACGAGCCAACGUUGUGGUCCUUCUAUUUCGGCAUACCCGCCAUCCAAAUCUACUUUGUCGACGACGGCAGCAGUCCUCAAGUGCUCAUCGUUUUUGGGAGGGAGGAUGGGUUAUGGCUCCCGUCCGCAGACCUGGUCAACUCAGUGCCCAAGCUCCCGUCCGCCAUAUCGAACACUGAGAUGGUCGCCCACAUCACCGAAUUAUGGGCAGACCUGUGCGCGUCUGGCGGCGUACUCAAUGUCGACCGGCCUGCGCGAGUGGUGGUCACCUUCACGCCCCACACCGAAUUGCCCACGAAUGUGUUCGCACGGUUUACGUCGACGACGGGGCGAGCAGGCAUGCCUGCAGUCACAGCGGCCGCCGGGAUGUCAGAGUGGCUCAGACUCCUGCAGACACCAGGCGAAGGCCCCAUGACCGCCGCGGACGAGUACCUCGGCAGUUUCAAGGACCAGACGGGUGGCGGGGACGCGACAGCCACGCUCAACAUCGACUUGCGUGAGCUCAACACUGCGUCCAUUGGCAAACAAACAAUGGCGGACACGGUACACUUAUUGCGCGCGGAUCCGAUCGUCCAGUUUGUCCAGUCUCUCAGGGAAAUCCUUCCCGGCCUCGUGUGUUCAGUCUGGGAGCGAUGGACCGAGUACAUGCCAAACUCGACGUCGGUUUGGGUGUACGGCGUGUUUGUCGACGGCAACUCGUUCAUGGCGGUGUCGAUGCCAGGUGACGGUGGCAAGCCCAAAGCAGAAGGCAAAGAAGUGCUGGCUUCGGCAAUCGACCCACUCAUAAACUUGUGUCGAGAGGGACCACCUGGCGUCGGCUCGCCCUCUCGCUUCAUCUUCAAGUACUCGCCAAAGAGGACAUGGAAAGGGGAGCGGAUAGAACUCGACCUCACGUGGUUGCCGAGGCACUCUUCUGCAGAACCUUUCGACAAGACAUUGGACGACAUGUACAAGUGGGUCGAGGCGCUCAUGAACGACGGUGAGGACGCUGCCAUGUAUUUUAUCCACUCGACGCCAUCCGUGAGGUCCAGACGUGGUGACAUAACCUUUAACGGCAACCCGUCCGCGCCAGAUUCGUGUAAAUUCGACAUGUCUGAUUCAUUCGCGAAUUGGUUCGCGGCCACGCCUCGGGACCAGAUCCAACGGUCGUCCCGGCCCCAGGCUGUCGUCGAGGCGACCCCGCAGCAGGUCGACAGCGACACCCAGGGCGCUCCACCCUCUAUUGGCAGCCAGGCACGCCAGGCUGACUCUAUCACCGCGUUACUCGGCGCCAUCCCCGAACUCUUGUACGAGCCCUCGCUGUGGACGCGGAGCAGCCUCGGCCUCAACCUUGCCAUCAUCUACCUCGUCGACGAUGGAAGCAGCGUCGACAGCCCACAAGUGCUGGUGGCUUUCCGGCAGAAGGGCGGCGUAUUCUCGACACCGGCACAGCUGGCCAAGUCGCAGGCGCUACCAGCCAACAUCUCGGACGCGCGUCUUGUGAGCCGCAUUAAGACAGAGUGGACCGGGUUGUGCGCCUCUGGCGUCGUUGGCGUCGACAGGCCUGCGCUUGUUGUGCUCAUGUACAGCCCCGACGUGAAAGCACCUGACAACAACGUCACGGCCGUCAUUGGGCACACACCGGCAAGAGCAGGCAUGCCGGCGUUGUCGGCGGCUGCAGGCAUGGCCGACUUUCUCGCGAUGUUGCAGACGCCCGGUCAAGGACUCGAGGCGGCAUGGCAGUGGCUCAGCAAGUUCCAUGACACGCCCGGUGACUUUGGCCCAGCGUUCCAGAUGCACACGCCGCUGCGUCUUAUCGACAUGGCAGGUGAUGUGGGCGACGAACGGGUAGUUGGCGUCACUGUGCGCAAGCCCUAG